UUAAUACUCUUACCACUAACAAUAAAAAGAACAACUUAAACGACAUGUCAUAACAAAAGACUCCAAGAUUUCCCCCAAAUAUAGCAGUUGGUAGAAAAAGUUUGACAUAAAUCAACUCCAUUUUCCCACUUCUUCUUUCUACCUAAACUAACAUCAUUUUUCAUCAACACAAAACUCCAUUCAUCAUCUUCUCUCUCUAAACUUCCAACCUUCAACAAUGGCGGAAGAAUCAAUUUACGAAAAAACCUUCCAAAAAGGCACCAUUGUUGAAGUAAGCUCAGAGGACGAAGGUCUUCGUGGUUCUUGGUACACUGCAACUGUAAUUCGAAAAAUAUCUCGUAAUUCCCACAAAAUCUUAGUAGAAUACCACAAUCUCAUGACAGAUGACGCAGGUUCGAAACCUCUUCGUGAAUUCGUCGACGCCAUUCUUAUUCGCCCUAUCCCUCCUCGUGAACCUCACCGUAUUUUCUCUCUCAUGGAAGAAGUCGACGCUUUUCAUAACGACGGUUGGUGGGAAGGUGUAGUUACGAAACUUCUAGAACCUUCUAAUUAUUACUCUGUUUUCUUCCGUUGUUCUCGUGAACAGAUCGAUUUCUGUUCGUCCGAUCUUCGAUUGCAUCGGGAGUGGGUCCCACCUAAUUUCUGGUUUCCUCCUUUGGAUUCUUCUCCUUCUUCUGGCAAUCAAGAAAUAAAGAAACAAGAAAAUUUGACAUAGAGAUCUGACGUGGUUCACCAAUUGUGUAUUAGCUACAUCCACAUACCGGGGGUAAACCGUGCUGGGUUGCUUCAAGCGUCAAAUACAAGCCAAAGAAAAAGAAAUGGAGAAGAUGGGAGAAAUGGUGUUCAUUCUGCUGGUGGUAGAGAUAGGGUGAUGAGGAAUGUUGGAGAAAUAAAUGUUGGAAGGAGGAAUGGCAAUACUCCAACCAAGAAAGAUGGUUUUUUGAAGAAUAUAACAUGCCGGGAAGAAACACGGAGCAGUGACCUUAUCAUCAAUAAUGACAAGGUAACUAAGAAACGAAUGGCUGGAAAACUGAGUGUAAGUAGCAAUGGUGCGUGCAAGAAACAUGGAUUGGGAAUGAAUGGAAAAUUAAAAGAACCUAGAAGGAGAGCUAAUGCGGGUCGCCAACUAUUUAAAAAGUGAUGGAUGACGCUCACUCUAUCAUUCGUUGUUUCUUUUUUAAGAGCUUUCUGGAGGAUCCUAAUCAUCCUAUGCUAUUGAUUAAUUUUUGGUCAUGAACAAUUUCUUUUUUGGAGGUUGAAGGGUUACAGGCAUUGUAAUGGUUGAGCUUAGCAGAAGCAAGGUUUUGCUAUUGGGCCAAUAGAUCACAAACAAGAAGACAUUAUAUGAUGCUGAUUGUUAUAAAGUCUUUGUAGUAUUGCGAAACUACAUCUAGUACUGAAGUAUAUGUUUUUACAAAAUAUGUCUUCAGUACCUCUUUUUUUUUUUUGAGGGAAUGUCUUCAGUACCUCUCUAAUAGGAGUAAUUGGUAAAUCGCACAUCAUUUACUAGAUGUAAAUGUAACAAUUCGUUGAGACAAAGUGACUUUACCAACACCGUUUGUGUUCCUAAGCUUCAAAAUGGAAUAUUCAUUAUUUCAUCGUUCUUCAAAAAUGAUGAAAUGGAAUAUUCCUUAUUUCAUCAUUCUUCCUAAAUGGAAUAGCCACCCGUGCUAGUAAGUAGUAUCAACCCGAAUUUCAGGUCACGCCCAAAUUUGUAACAAGUAGGGUACGGGGUUAGUAAUUUCUAAUCAAUAAUACAACUAACUUAUCCGAAUUGUUACUACAGCCUAGCGUGAACCACCAACGAGUUUGAGCUACUAUGAACAUCAAAAGCUUCAAAUCCUACACCACACCCGCUCCAAAUUUCCCAGAAAUCUCAAAUUGCAAAAACAUCAAAGAAUUGAAACAAAUACAUGCCAAACUCAUCAAAACUGCCAAAAUUCACGACCCACUAAUAACUGCAGAACUCGUAAAGUGCUCCGCUCUCUCACUUGGAGACCUCAACUAUGGCCGCCUUCUCUUCUACCGAAUGAACCAACCUAACCCAUUCUCAUACAACACCAUUAUUAGAGCCAUUUCAGAGGUUGAAGAUGACCCACUUGAAGCUUUGUCUAUUUUUACACUUAUGUUAUGUGAUGAUUUUAUCUCUCCUAACAACUUCACUUUCCCUUCUGUGCUUAAAGCCUGUGCCAAGCUCGCAAAUCUGGGUGUGGGUAAGCAGGUUCAUGCCCAUGUCACAAAACUGGGUUUAGAAGAUGAUGAUUUUGUGGUUAGUAAUCUUUUGAGGAUGUAUGUUAUGUGUGGUGUCAUGGAUGAUGCUCAUGUAUUGUUUUCGCGGAGGAUUUUGCAUGAUGAUGAUAAUGUUAAUGGUGUUAGUAAGAGGAGAGAAGAUGGUGAUGUAGUUUUAAGGAAUGUGAUGGUUGAUGGGUAUGUUAAACUAGGUGAUUUGGGAGCUGCACGCCAAUUGUUUGAUAAAAUGCCUAAGAGAAGUGUGGUUUCGUGGAAUGGGAUGAUAGCGGGGUAUGCGCAACGUGGUUGGUUUAGGGAUGCUAUUGAGAUUUUUAGGGAGAUGCAGUUGGUGGAUGAGAAUGUUAAACCUAAUUAUGUUACAUUGGUUAGCAUCCUUCCGGCGAUUUCUCAUAUGGGUGCACUUGAAUUAGGCAAGUGGAUUCAUCUGUAUGCUGAGAGAAAUGAUAUUGAGAUUGAUGAUGUGCUUGGCUCUGCUUUAGUUGAUAUGUACUCCAAAUGUGGGAGUGUGGAGAAGGCAAUUCAAGUCUUUGAGAGCCUACCAAGAAAGAAUACCAUAACAUGGAAUGCUAUUAUUAAUGGACUUGCUACCCAUGGCCGUGCAACAGAGUCUAUUCACUAUUUCUCAAUGAUGCUAGAUAUGGGGAUUGAACCUAGCGAUGUUACCUACAUCGGUGUUUUAAGUGCUUGUAGCCAUGGUGGAAAGGUGAGUGAAGGCAAGAUGUUCUUUGAUCACAUGAUAAGGGUAGCUGGGUUUAAGCCUAGGAUUGAACAUUAUGGUUGCAUGGUUGAUCUUCUAGGUCGAAAUGGGCUCUUGCGUGAUGCUGAGGAAUUGGUAGGCAAAAUGCCCAUGAAACCUGAUGCUGUUAUUUAUAAGUCGUUGUUGGGUGCGUGUAAGAUGCAUAGUGAUAUCGAGAUGGGAAGACGAGUAGCCAAACAUCUCAUGGAAAUAGCUCCUUCUGAUAGUGGCUCUUAUGUUGCUCUAUCAAAUAUGUAUGCAUCUUUAGAAGAUUGGGAUGGAGUUACUGAGGUUAGGUUGUUGAUGAAGAAUAGAGACAUAAGAAAAGAUCCAGGAUGCAGCUGGAUCGAGAUCGAUGGAGCAGUCCACGAGUUUCUCGUAGAAGAUGACUCACAUCCGCAUGUCAAGGAAAUCCGUUUGAUGUUGGGAGAGAUAUCUAACAAAUUGCAAUCCAUAGGUUACCAGCCAAAUACCAAACAUGUUUUGCUUAAUGUGGAUGAAGAAGCAAAGCAGAGUGCCUUGUUCUAUCACAGUGAAAAGAUUGCUGUUGCAUUCGGGUUGAUUAGCACAAGCUCCCAAACACCACUUCGAGUAGUUAAGAAUCUUCGAAUAUGUGAUGAUUGUCAUUCUUCAAUUAAAAUGAUCUCGAAAUUGUAUAGUCGGAAAAUUAUUGUCAGAGAUCGGAAGCGAUUUCAUCAUUUCGAGGAUGGAUCUUGCUCUUGUAAUGACUAUUGGUAAUUUAUCAUGAAACCAAUGAUACUACAAUAUGAAGUAUUUCAUAUACUCGUA
Molecule: messenger RNA, 3775 nt
Organism: Beta vulgaris subsp. vulgaris (sugar beet)
Lineage: Eukaryota; Viridiplantae; Streptophyta; Magnoliopsida; Caryophyllales; Amaranthaceae
Product: pentatricopeptide repeat-containing protein At5g48910
Exons: 5
Coding region: 1820-3724 (634 amino acids)
Biological process (GO): RNA modification
Molecular function (GO): protein binding; RNA binding; zinc ion binding
Source: RefSeq, a predicted model, not a curated record